AUAAAGUCAAUGCUACAUGUGACUUUUUUCUGAAGUGUUAAAUCAAUUAACUUAAUUAAUACAAAUUUAACUUAUAAUGUAUCUUAAUAUUUAUACAACUUGUAAUGUGAUAUUUUAACCAUGAUUGAAAAACCUUCUUUGAAAAAUUUAACCUCCACUACGUAUGGAAAACCCUCACCAAAUCAAAAUGAGUUCCUACAAUCCCUUGGUGAGCCCCAUGUAUCAUCAUUCAACUACAUGCUGGCCCAGGGGCUUCAACAGGCCAUUGACAACUUGACUCCAGCACAGUUUAAAAUUGGGGAGAAGCAAGUAAAAAUCUUAAUCAAGACAGCGUACAUUCUCCCUCCUGCAGUCCCAGCUGGAACGGCCGGGGUGAGGUCUCAUUUGAUCUACCCGACGGAAUGUAGGCAGCGAGGCAGUAGCUACACAGGAUCACUACAUGUGCUGGUGGAUUGGUUUAUAGACGGGAGGCCACAGCCCACCCAGGACUAUGCAGUGGGUCAAGUGCCUAUUAUGGUCAAGUCGAAAAGCUGUUACCUUGCGGACAUGAAGCCCUCUGAACUAAUCAAUAGAAAAGAACACGUGGAUGAGUGGGGAGGCUAUUUCGUGAUCAAAGGACACGAGAGACUGAUCCGAAUGCUUCUCAUAACCAGACGCAACUAUCCAAUCGCUGUUAAACGCUCCUCGUGGAAGGCUAGGGGAGCUUUGUUCUCUGACAUUGGAAUACUGAUGCGAUGUGUGCGAGAGGAUCACACGUCCGUUAACAAUGUUCUUCAUUUUGUGACCGACGGCUCGGCUAGGCUGAUGAUCAGCCAUCGCAAGACACUGUACUACACUCCUAUCAUGCUCAUCCUACGUUGUCUUUCCUCAGCUUCCGACGAGACCAUCUAUAGAACCAUCAUGGCUGGCUAUGAGGACGACUUGUACUUUAAAGGGUCCGUGUUGAGUAUGCUGCGAUCACUACACGAGCAGAACAUUCACUCACAAGACGAAGCUAAGCAGUAUUUGGGGAAAAUAUUUCGUAUAAGGUUUAUGGAGCUUCCAACAUGGUCUACAGAUGAAGAGAUAUGUGACUUUAUAUUGUUGCAUUGUGUGUGCAUUCACGUAGACGAUUACAAAGACAAGUUCCACUGUUUAGUGCUGAUGCUACAGAAGCUAUUUUCUGUAGUACAAGACAAAAGCUGCAUAGAGGGUGCUGACGCUGUCAUGAUGCAGGAGUUGUUGUUAGGCGGCCAUCUGUACCUACAGGUCCUAAAAGAUCGACUACAAGGUUGGCUUUUUACCAUAAGGAGUAUGAUCUUGAAGAGGAUGAAUGCUUCGUUUGAGCUUACAAAAGACGAAUUAAACCUUGCGGUCAAGAAAUCCGGUCUGGUUGACCACAGUUUGAGCAACUUCCUGGCGACUGGGAAUGUGAAGAGCAGCUCGGGACUUGGUCUGAUGCAAGACAAAGGUCUGACGAUUGUAGCGGAGAACAUCAAUAGAAUGAGGUACAUGUCACACUUCCGAGCCGUCCACCGAGGGUCGUUUUUCCAGGAGAUGCGGACGACGGAAGCAAGACAGCUGUUGCCGGACGCUUGGGGCUUCAUUUGUCCUGUGCACACCCCUGAUGGCGCUCCGUGUGGCUUGCUCAACCAUCUCACCAAGCACUGCCAGGUGACCAAACCUGUAGACCCAGAUAUGUACCAGAGACUACCUGAGGUGUUGGCCUCUCUAGGUCUCCAACCUCUAGACCAUGACCUGGGAGUGACUCCCUCAGCAUGCUAUGUUACAAGUCUGGACGGGCGAGUGGUGGGGAGGGUGCCCCAAGCUUCUACAGCGAGGUUCGUCGAAAAACUGCGCACUCUUAAAAUUCAGGGAGAGAAGGUACCAGACACCAUGGAGAUAGUGUUUGUGAAGCAGGGAGGUAGCCAGUUCCCAGGUAUCUUCCUGUUCACAGGCCCAGCGAGGAUGGUACGACCCGUCUACAAUCUGGCUGCUAGACAGGUGGAACUGGUCGGCACUUUUGAACAGGUCUACCUGGACAUCUGCAUAUCACAGAAGGAGGCUUAUCCUGGGAUCACCACUCACCAAGAGUUGUCCAAAGACAGUUUCUUGAGCAACUUGGCUUGUUUGAUUCCAAUGCCUGAUUGUAACCAGAGUCCUCGCAACAUGUACCAGUGUCAGAUGGGCAAGCAGACGAUGGGCACUGCUUGUCACACGUGGGGUGUACAGAGUGAGACCAAGCUGUACAGACUACAGACUCCUGCGACCCCACUAUUCAGACCUGUACACUACGAUGUGGCAGGGCUGGACGACUUUGCAAUGGGAACCAACGCAAUAGUGGCCGUCAUAUCAUACACAGGCUACGACAUGGAAGAUGCGAUGAUCAUCAACAAAGCGUCUCUUGAAAGAGGGUUUGCUCACGGAUCGAUUCUUAAAUCUGAAUUUGUUGACCUUGAAUCAGCAACGUCAUACUUUGGCCUGGAUCCAGGCAAACCGGAACUGGCCAAACACUUAAACAACGAUGGUUUACCUGCUCCUGGUACAAUUGUGAACAACAGGGAACCGUACUACUGCUACUUCAAUUCGCUGGAUGCCUCGUACAAGGUCGGCACUUACUCGGGCAAGGAUCCUAUAGUGGUGGACAACGUGAGACUGUGCAGCUCUCUACCGGGCUCUAGCGAUCCUCCUAUUAGGGCCUGCAUCACGUUCAGAGUCCCAAGGAACCCGUCAGUGGGUGACAAGUUUGCCAGUAGAGCAGGACAGAAGGGAAUCUGCAGUCACAAGUGGCCUGCUGAAGACCUUCCCUUUACAGAGAGUGGUUUGGUGCCAGACAUCGUCUUCAACCCCCACGGCUUCCCUUCCCGGAUGACAAUAGCUAUGAUGAUCGAGUGUAUGGCCGGUAAGUCAGCGGCAGUUCAUGGUCUGGUCCACGACGCUUCUCCGUUCCAAUUCACUGAGGAGGAUACAGCUAUUGACUACUUUGGCCGACUGCUACAGGCUGGUGGCUACAACUACUACGGCACGGAGCGCAUGUACAGCGGCGUCGACGGUCGAGAGAUGACUGCCUCGAUAUUCUUUGGAGUCGUCCAUUACCAACGCCUCAGACACAUGGUUUCUGACAAGUGGCAGGUGAGAAGUAAGGGCCCUGUGGACGUAUUGACCAGACAGCCUAUCAAGGGUCGACGUCGUGGAGGUGGUGUAAGAUUUGGAGAGAUGGAACGAGACGCUCUCAUAUCACACGGAGCAUCCUUCCUGCUACAGGACAGACUCUUUAACUGCUCGGACAAGUUCAGUACACUGAUAUGCCGCAAGUGUGGGUUGUUGCUGAGCCCAGUGGUGGGACCCAACGACGGCGGCUCCAAAAGAUGUCUCAUCUGUGACAAGCAAGGCCGCGUAGAGACCGUCAACCUGCCUUACAUCUUCCGCUACCUCAUCGCACAACUCGCCUCCGUUAACAUCAAGGUUCAAAUGCAACUAGAAACCAGCUGAGUCCACCCUGUACAGUGUUAUUAAAGGUUUUUAAUUUCUA
Macrosteles quadrilineatus (aster leafhopper) is the source of this 3511-nucleotide messenger RNA. It is a transcript of the gene RpI135, whose product is annotated as DNA-directed RNA polymerase I subunit RPA2. The coding region runs from base 121 to 3471 and encodes 1116 amino acids. Gene Ontology annotation, molecular function: DNA-directed RNA polymerase activity; ribonucleoside binding; DNA binding. The record is from RefSeq and is a predicted model, not a curated record. The transcript is spliced from 17 exons. NCBI's taxonomy places the organism in Eukaryota, Metazoa, Arthropoda, Insecta, Hemiptera, Cicadellidae. Gene Ontology annotation, biological process: DNA-templated transcription. Gene Ontology annotation, cellular component: nucleus; RNA polymerase I complex.